Messenger RNA from Camponotus floridanus (Florida carpenter ant), 547 nucleotides. Its product is annotated as tctex1 domain-containing protein 1. Gene Ontology annotation, biological process: microtubule-based movement. The record is from RefSeq and is a predicted model, not a curated record. Gene Ontology annotation, cellular component: cytoplasm; cytoplasmic dynein complex. The coding region runs from base 23 to 547 and encodes 174 amino acids. The transcript has 4 exons. Lineage: Eukaryota; Metazoa; Arthropoda; Insecta; Hymenoptera; Formicidae. Gene Ontology annotation, molecular function: dynein intermediate chain binding.
GACACAGGCUAUUCUGGGAAACAUGAAUAUAGCACAGCGACCCACAAUGAAAGGGUGGUCGAUAAUUGGUAGAGCUAUUCAUUCAAUUGGAGCUAUUCAAUCGAGAGCCUAUCUUAGUACCGUGUCCCUUUUACCAGGAUUAUACAAGGGUAGCUUAUCCUUUCGUAUAGGCAAAGGUGGCUUCAAGAUUCCAAGAUAUCAAAAUACUUACCGCCUUGAGCCAUACAAAUCUUUCAAGUACGAAACCGUUGACCUAAUAUUGAUCGAUGUGAUGCGAAAUUAUUUAAGUGGUUUGAAAUAUCACCCUGAGACAUGUACGCAAAUCUGUCAGAAAAUGUCGGCAGAAGUACGCGACAGAAUUUGCAGAAAGAAUUACGAUCGAUACAAAGUUGUAAUCGUCAUGUCGAUCGUCCAGAAAUUAGGCCAAGACGUGCACAUCGGUUUUGGCAAAUUAUGGGACGUUCAGAAAGAUACUUACUCGACCCACGUGAUCGAGACUCCGGAAUUCGCUGCGAUGGGCCUUGUCGUGGGUACUUAUUACGAAUGA